GGUAGAUCAGGAUUUCGCAUGAAUUGUUUUUUUUAUUAUUCAGUUAUUCAGUUCAAGUUAGGUGAUACGGUGAAAUACAGCGACAAUGUGUGUUGAGGGCUGUGAAUGGCAGCAUCCUCAUAGCUGCCAUUAUCACUCUAAGCACCCCAAAACAAAUCCCAAAAAACCUUCUUCAAAAAAUAAUAGCACAAAAGUCCCAACAUCCGUUAAGACUACCCAAAAUUGGACUAACUGUGACCAUAAUUCGAACAGUUCACAGAAUUGUUGCAAACACUCUAGAUCCGAAUCUGGUAGUUCUGGUGUUGAUGUAAAGGACUUUGAUAAUAUAGGAUUUGAAAAAAGGGCUGAUGUCAAUCUUACCAGUUCGGCAAAUGAGAAUGAUGGAGCAAGAAAGGCCGCGAAGGACUCUUUCAAAGUGACGGAUGGGUUAAAAAAAGCGGUUGAAGCUAAAAUUAACUAUCUAAGAACUGAAAAUGAUGGAAUAAGAACUGGAUUGGAGCAUCAGUGUGAAAAUGGGCUAGAAAAAGGGAUCGAUGUAAACAUUAACUAUUUGAGGAGUGAAAGUGAUAGAAAAAUAAUUAAAGAAGGUGAAGGUUGUACUGAUUGCUUAGCAGACGAAUUUGAGUUGGUGUCGACGAGAAGCAGCGAUAAUGACCAGGUACAGAGAGGUAUAUCAGGCGACAUUGCAGGUACAAAUAUAAUGAAUACAGAAACUCUUUAUAUUCUACAGAAUGUGGCCGAAGAAGAUAGAAUCUAUGAGUGCGAUGAUGAAACUUUGUGCCAAAAAGAUGUGAGGCUUCAUAAUGAAAAUUGCAAUGUCAAAUAUAAUAUUAGGAAAUCUGAAUCGGUGAUUCGAGAGAUAUGAUAAAAAUGACAUUAAUUCAUUUUUAUAUUUUGUAGUAACAGAAAUAAUAAAU
This is a messenger RNA of Acanthoscelides obtectus, 917 nucleotides long. Lineage: Eukaryota; Metazoa; Arthropoda; Insecta; Coleoptera; Chrysomelidae. The record is from the annotation of a GenBank genome assembly.